AUGCCUUCCGCUUCUCAUGGCCUCCCUGAGGCCAAAGAAAAGUCCGUUACCAAUGCUACGGCGUCAGACGGCGAUGCUGGUCCAAAAGAGCUCAAGAACGAUACAUCUGAAGCCAUGGAUGAAGAGAGUAUUGGCGCCCUUCAGCAGAUCCUUAGCAGACGCCAGCAGAUUCUCAUGUUUACGCUUAUUUGGAUCUUCCAAUUCGCAAUGGCCUUCUCCUCAGGCAUAUUCCGCGUCCUGGCCCCUUACGUCACGAGCAGUUUUCAAAAACACGCACUUACGGCAACAACAUCGGUGGUCGCUAGUAUCGCGAGUGGCAUCAUCAAGCUUCCCUACGCGAGGCUCCUCGACAUCUGGGGCCGGCCGCAGUGCAUGACGGCCAUGGUGGUCUGCACGGUCGUCGGCACCGCCAUGAUGGCGGCCUGCCGCAACGUCGAGACGUACUGCGCCGCCCAGGUCCUCUACAACGUCGGGUACUACGGUAUCCAGUUCAGCAUGGUCGUCCUGAUCACGGAUUCCGUCUCCCUUCUCCAUCGGGGCUUCCUGCUGGGCUUCAUUUCCACACCGUCCAUCGUUACUAUCUGGGCGUAUGGCCCGGCUACCGAGAGCAUCCUCAAGACGAUCGGGUUCAGGUGGGGAUUCGGUAUGUGGGCUAUCCUCAUCCCCGUCUUCUACGCCCCUUUAAUGUUCAUCCUCUUCAAAUAUGACCGGCAGGCGCGGGAUGCCGGGCUUAUUGAAGAUGUGAAGCCUCGCGAGAACAGCUCGUGGUUCAACCGGGUGCUUUACUACUGCAAGGAGUUCGACGUCGUUGGCCUUGUCUUGGUGGGCUCCGGCUUGUGUUUGGUUCUGUUGGCGAUCAGCAUCUACUCCUACCAGACCCUUGGAUGGAAGUCGCCUUUGAUUAUUUCUUUCCUCGUCGUUGGAUUCUCGAUGCUUGUAGGGUUCUUGCUAUACGAAAAGUUUCUUGCCCCAGCAACGUUUCUCCCGUGGGCCGUGAUCAAAGACCGGACUGUUGUUUUUACAAACAUCAUGGCUGCCGCGCUGUAUACGUCAGAGUUCCUAUGCUCGGGCUACAUCUACUCGAUGCUCAUCGUUUCCUUCCACCAAUCCGUUACUCAGGCAGCGUACAUUAGCAACAUCUACCUCGUCGGUGCUUCCUUCUGGAACGUCCUUCUCGGGGUUGCGUUCCGAUACAACGGCCGUAUCAAGUACUACGCUCUUUUCAUGGGCAUACCUUUCUUCGUCCUCGGCCAGGGCCUCAUGAUCAGCUUUGACAUGACGAGCCCGUCGAUCGCCCUGAUGGUGGUUUGCAAGAUCCUCAUCUCGUUCGGCGGCGGCACAAUCUACCCCAUUGAGCACAUGACGCUCAUGGCCGUCUCGCAGGCCCACUUUCCAGCGUUGCCCUCGUUGGAGUCAUUGAUCGUGGACAUGGGCAAGGGUGCAGGAUCCGCCAUCGCGACGGCCAUCUGGACGUCCUUGUUUCGGCAGAAGCUCGCCAAGAAUCUGCCUGUGUCCGAGAUGAAGCACCUCGCCGAGAUUUACGGCGACUUGAAUAAGCAGUCUUCGUAUCCUAUCGGCAGCGAAGCCAGGACUGCUAUUAACCGAUCUUAUGGCGAGACUCAGCGUAUCAUCUUUAUCUCAGCAACUGCACUCCUCGCUGUUGCGUGGGGCGCCGUUGUGUUCUGGAGGGAUAUUGAUGUCAAGAAGUCAAGAACGAGUAAAAAGGUGUGA
Molecule: messenger RNA, 1731 nt
Organism: Colletotrichum truncatum
Lineage: Eukaryota; Fungi; Ascomycota; Sordariomycetes; Glomerellales; Glomerellaceae
Product: siderophore iron transporter
Biological process (GO): transmembrane transport
Cellular component (GO): plasma membrane
Molecular function (GO): transmembrane transporter activity
Source: RefSeq, a predicted model, not a curated record